GGUUCCUGGCUCCGAGGCUCUGGGUGCGGUUGGGACGCUCCUUCCCCCUGCGUUGGCUGUGGGUUUCCUGUGGGGGGGGGGCCUCUUCCCCCCCUCCUCGACUCCCGCUUUGGACUUGGUGGCCGAUGACGUUCUGUCUCGUGGAAGGCGAAGCCCGAGUUACUGCCACAGCCACGAAGCCCCGAGCAUUUAGCACUUUGGGGAAGAUGCUACUCGCCUUUUGGGAACUUGUGUUGGAGCAGCCAGGGGGUGGAAUAUUUGCUGGGGUGAAGCGGCCUGACGUGAUAUCAUGAGUCUUUUGACAUGCUGAGGUCGUGCAGGGGCUUUUACCUGCAUGUUUUAUGCAUUUCAAGCAUGGACUGUAUGCGCCCCGCCCUCCUAACACAGGGUGUGAAUCGAGGCCAGUGGGGGAGCAGAAAAAGCAGAGCCCCUCAGGCUACAGAAGAAGCCCGGCUUUUGAGGGCACUGUCUUCAGGAGCCGUGUCAGUUCCAAAAGCUCCAGUCCUUCUCUGAGAGGGAGACCAGGUGAUGGCAGCCAUGCUCCUGACAGCCUGGCCCCAGGAUUUCCCUUUCUCAAACCUACUGUGAUCUCACAACUGGAGGGAGGAGGUGAGCUGGAAGGCCAAUCUCCACUGGCCUCUGGAACAGGCACAGGCCCCCAGGGCCUCUGGACUGUAAAUAUUGAUAUCCAGACUGACAAUAAUUUGACAGAGGAAAUGUAUGAAGAAAAACAUAAUACAUCAUUUGAACUUCAAAGGAACUCUUCCCAGGAAACAGACUUUUCAGAAACUUAUAUUCUAGAGAAACAGCAGGAAGUCCACUCGGUAGGAAGUAUGGAGAAAGAAAACAGGAGUGUCAUUGAUGGGACAGUGAAAGGCAAUAUAAGCCCCAUGGAGGAGUGUUUCUUUAGGCAAAGUCCAAACUUGAAUCAGUGUCAUACCAUCUCCACUGGAGAGCAGGCCCCUGAGUGUACAGGAUUGGAGAAAGCCUUCAGCUUUGACACAAAACUUAUUCAACAUGAAAUAAUUAAUUCCGGGGAAAGACCUUUCAAAUGUGAAGAAUUAGUGGAAAGCUUUAGGUGUAACUCUCAACUUAAUCAGGAUCAAGAUAGCUACAGUGGGGAGAAGCCCCAUCAGCGUAAGGAGUGUGGCAAAGCCUUUAGCGUUAAUGCAAAAUUAAUUUGGCAUCAAAGACUUCACAGUGGGGAGAAGCCCUUCAAAUGUGUAGAGUGUGGAAAAAGCUUCAGUUACAGUUCCCAUUAUAUCACACAUCAGACUAUCCACAGUGGGGAGAAGCCCUAUCAGUGUAAGGUGUGUGGGAAAGCCUUCAGCGUUAAUGGGAGUCUGAGUAGGCAUCAGAGAAUCCAUACAGGAGAGAGGCCCUAUCAGUGCAAGGAGUGUGGGAAUGGCUUUAGCUGCAGUUCUGCGUAUAUCACACAUCAGAGAGUCCACACUGGAGAGAAACCUUAUGAGUGUAAUGACUGUGGGAAGGCUUUCAAUGUUAAUGCAAAAUUAAUUCAACAUCAGAGGAUCCACACUGGAGAGAAACCUUAUGAAUGUAAUGAGUGUGGGAAAAGCUUCAGGUGCAGCUCCCAGCUUAGGCAGCAUCAGAGCAUCCACACUGGAGAGAGACCCUAUCAGUGUAAGGAGUGUGGAAAAGCCUUUAGUAAUAAUGCAAAACUCAUUCAGCAUCGAAGAAUUCACACAGGGCAGAAACCCUAUGAGUGUACUGAAUGUGGAAAAGCCUUUGGCGUCAAAGGGAAGUUAAUCCAGCACCAGAGAAUCCACACGGGUGAGAAACCCUAUGAGUGUAAAGAAUGUGGGAAAGCCUUCAGGUGUAACUCCCAGCUUCGGCAGCAUCUGAGAAUCCACACCGGGGAGAAGCCCUAUGAGUGUAAUGAGUGUGGAAAGGCCUUCACCGUUAAUGCAAAACUAAUGCAGCACCAGAGGAUUCACACUGGGGAGAAGCCCUUUGAAUGUAAUGAGUGUGGGAAAUGCUUUACUUCUAAAAGAAACCUACUUGAUCAUCACCGAAUCCACACUGGAGAAAAGCCUUAUCAGUGUAAGGAAUGUGGGAAAGCCUUCAGCAUCAAUGCCAAACUAACUAGGCAUCAGAGAAUACACACUGGGGAGAAACCAUUCAAAUGUAUGGAAUGUGAGAAAGCAUUUAGCUGUAGUUCUGACUAUAUUGUACAUCAGAGAAUCCAUACUGGAGAGAAACCCUUUCAAUGUAAGGAGUGUGGAAAAGCCUUCCAUGUUAAUGCCCAUUUAAUUCGGCAUCAGAGAAGCCACACUGGGGAGAAACCCUUCAGAUGUGUGGAGUGUGGCAAAGGCUUCAGCUAUAGUUCUGACUGUAUUAUACAUCAGACUGUCCAUACUUGGAAGAAACCCUAUGUGUGUAAUGUGUGUGGGAAAGCCUUCAGGUUUAGCUUCCAACUUAGUCAGCAUCAGAGUGUCCAUAGUGAAGGAAAAUCCUAAUGAGAAGGAUGUAGAAAACUGUCAAGGUUAAUGCUGAACUAGAUCAAGUAUCCUCAGAUUCACCCUGGUGGAAAACCUUGAGAGAGAAAUGGAUAUAGCAGAGUCUUCACAAGGAAACAAAUCUUUUCCAUUUUAUUCAAUUUUAGAUCAAGAAUGACAACCAGUUUUAAAAUAACAUCCAAAAAUAAAUAGUUUGUUUUAUACCAACAGCCAAUAGAAAAUAUAAUGAAAGAAAAUAUCCCAUUCACAACAGCAUCAAGAAAAGUUGAUUUUCUAGAUAUAAACUUACUAGGACCUAUGUGGAGAAAUUAUAAAUCUCUGCUGAGGGGCACAAAAGCAAAGUUAAAUAAAUGGGUGGAGAGAGAAUGAUACCUUGUUCUUAGAUAGAAAAACUCAUAAAGAUACUACCUACCUAAAUUAAUUUAUUGCCCUUUUACUUUUGACAACAAGCAUGCAUCACUUUUGUAAAGAGGAAAAACA
Mesoplodon densirostris (Blainville's beaked whale) is the source of this 2957-nucleotide messenger RNA. RefSeq names its product zinc finger protein 23 (gene ZNF23). Bases 342 to 2477 code for a protein of 711 amino acids. Gene Ontology annotation, cellular component: nucleus. Gene Ontology annotation, molecular function: DNA-binding transcription factor activity, RNA polymerase II-specific; RNA polymerase II cis-regulatory region sequence-specific DNA binding. NCBI's taxonomy places the organism in Eukaryota, Metazoa, Chordata, Mammalia, Artiodactyla, Ziphiidae. The transcript is spliced from 4 exons. The record is from RefSeq and is a predicted model, not a curated record. Gene Ontology annotation, biological process: regulation of DNA-templated transcription.